Terrapene triunguis (Three-toed box turtle) is the source of this 817-nucleotide messenger RNA. It is a transcript of the gene MCRIP2, whose product is annotated as MAPK regulated corepressor interacting protein 2. The coding region runs from base 131 to 568 and encodes 145 amino acids. The record is from RefSeq and is a predicted model, not a curated record. The transcript is spliced from 5 exons. NCBI's taxonomy places the organism in Eukaryota, Metazoa, Chordata, Testudines, Emydidae.
UCUGGCUAGACCCGUCUUCUGUUAGUGGCCCGCUCCGGGAGCCGGGAAAACAUUUCCCCACCGCAACAGUAAAGCUGGGUGCUGGACUCCCUCCAGCCCUGCCACACGAUCAGCUGGAGCUGCGGGGCACAUGAUGUACACGAUUACCAGGGGACCUAGCAAACUAGCCACCCAGAGAAGGACAGGUCCCACGCAGCAGGUGGAGAGCAAGGCGGCGGAUCUGAAAGGCCGGCAGCCGCCGCACAGCGCCUGGCCUCUGUCAAGUAGCCCAACUCCCAAACUCGUGUUCAACAGAGUGAAUGGCAAGAGGCCCCUGGUGACGACACAGCCCACGGCAGCCACGGAGGAGAGCUACACGCUGGCCCACGAGGAGAAUGUCCGCUUUGUCUAUGAAACCUGGCAGCAGGUAGAACAGCAGCUCGAUGGCAGCCGGCCAGGGGAGAGCCGGCAUGGCCCGGUGCAAUACGCAGAGAAAACUCCUAACCCCGUGUUGACAAAUUUUGUGCCGAUUGACCUGGAGGAGUGGUGGGCGCAGCAGUUUCUAGCCAAAAUUGAAAACGGCUCAUAAAAAAACCCAACCAAAAAUACAGUGUAAAAAAUAUUAAGUUAAAGAAAUACACUUGUUAAACUAAUCCCAGCCCAAGUGACGCCACUGGAACUGGACCACGGCUCCGCCACGCCACCCACAGCCCUCGGCCCGGCCAGGGGAGGAGAGCAGCCCACUGCCCCGGCUUGGAUUCCUUAAGUGCCAGUGUUUAGACACUUGAAACUCCUGCAGCCUCUGGGGCCUGGCGACACAGCUGCAGCGUGGGGGGGG